Messenger RNA from Panicum virgatum (switchgrass), 678 nucleotides. Its product is annotated as translation initiation factor IF-2-like. The record is from RefSeq and is a predicted model, not a curated record. NCBI's taxonomy places the organism in Eukaryota, Viridiplantae, Streptophyta, Magnoliopsida, Poales, Poaceae. The transcript has a single exon. The coding region runs from base 1 to 678 and encodes 225 amino acids.
AUGGCCGCGCGCAAGCGGGGGCUCGAGCCUGGCCACGCGCCGCGCGUCCCGUGGCCUUCGCCCGCCGCAGCUGCCCCACCACCACCAGCCGAGCUCGUGCAGGGGGGAGGACCAGAGGGGCAGGGGAGGGGGCGGCGUGGGACUAGCUCGAGGCCGCCGGAGAGAGGGGAAAAAUCGAGGCUGAGCUGCUUCCGUUCAUCGUCGCAGAUCCGCCGCCGCCGCCGCCACUCGAGAGCAGGGAUUCGACCGGCGGGCGGAGCAGUCGGCAGGGCGCCGCCACGCCAUGGCCUCGGCCGCGUGCCGCCAUGGCCGAGAGGGAGAGCCCGCUGCCGCCGCCGCACAACGCCACGGCCACGCCCCACCACGGCUCGCCACGCCCACACCCGGCCACGCACGGCUCUGCCUCGCCAUGGCUGCCUCCGACUCGCCGCGGCCGGCGCGCUCGAGCAGGGGCCCCGGCGCACGCCCUCGCCGGCAGCUACUGCUCCGCCCCCCGUCGCGGCCCGACCGCCGGAGGAAGCGGGGGUGGGGCGCCACCGCGCGCCGUUCCUCGCCCCGGAUCCGGCGAGGGAGGGAGGGAGGCACCGGGGAGGAGGAGACCCGCACGGCUUGGAGCGCCGCCGCCGCCCCGCGUGGCCUGGAGCAGAGGGCGGCGGGGAAGCGGAGGGGGAGGAGUAG